Guillardia theta CCMP2712 is the source of this 633-nucleotide messenger RNA. RefSeq lists its product as hypothetical. Gene Ontology annotation, biological process: protein phosphorylation. The transcript has a single exon. The annotation marks the transcript as partial. Lineage: Eukaryota; Cryptophyceae; Pyrenomonadales; Geminigeraceae. Gene Ontology annotation, molecular function: protein kinase activity; ATP binding. The record is from RefSeq and is a predicted model, not a curated record.
AUGUUCCGGCGUGAGACGGAGGUGCUGUUUCUCGCCGCCAUGAGGUGCCACAACGUCUGCAAGGUCUACGGCACGACGAUCAAGGACGGGAAACUUUGCAUCGUAAUGCGACUGUACCGUCAGAGCCUUCAGGACCUGAUCCAACAGCAACCGCGGAGAAGUCUUGGAGCAAAGCUCGUGAAGAAGUACGCUGCUGAGAUCUGCAAGGCGGUGGCAGAGCUUCACGAGCAGAACAUCGUGUUGCAGGACUUGAAGCCUGCUAACAUUCUCUUGGAUGACCUCGAUCACUGCGUGGUCGCUGACUUCGGCAUAUCCAAGAUCCUGCAAGAGAACUCCCUGCACAUGCCUUCAAACGUGCAAGGAACUUUCAACUACAUGAGCCCCGAAGCCUUCGACCCCGAGAGGUUCUGCGGCAUCUCGUCCAAGGCGGAUUCAUGGAGCUUCGCCUGCACGUUGAUCGAGAUGAUCUCAGGCGACCGGCCGUGGCAGGACGUCAAGAUGGCGAAGAUCAUAUCCUGCGUGCUUGAGGGAGCGAUUCCCCCUCUCCCCUCGGGCCUCCCUCCCGCCAUCCACAGGAUGUUGCUCGCUUGCUUCAGCUACGAACCUUCCUCCCGCCCUACCUUUGCUGACAUG